Molecule: messenger RNA, 2268 nt
Organism: Giardia duodenalis
Lineage: Eukaryota; Fornicata; Diplomonadida; Hexamitidae
Product: Ribosome biogenesis protein ERB1
Exons: 1
Coding region: 1-2268 (755 amino acids)
Biological process (GO): ribosome biogenesis; maturation of LSU-rRNA from tricistronic rRNA transcript (SSU-rRNA, 5.8S rRNA, LSU-rRNA)
Cellular component (GO): preribosome, large subunit precursor; PeBoW complex
Molecular function (GO): protein binding; ribonucleoprotein complex binding
Source: RefSeq, a predicted model, not a curated record
AUGUCUCAGGAGCCCAGUUCUAGCUUCUCGGAUGGAUUCAUGGAGUCCGACUUUUCACAGGGAAGUUUUUCGGCAUCUGACGACGCCGAGUUGAGUAUCCCGUCUGAGUUUGCGGAGUCCGUGGACGAGCUUUCGUCUUCCUCUGACAAUGGGGAUCAGGGCCAACCUUUAACCGAGCCCAACAAUAUCCCGAUCGACGAAGACACCGUUUAUAAUAUAUGGGGCCAAGUGGUCGGAACACGCCGUAAGGACAUUGGGCCCGAUGGUUCCAGCCUGGACAUGUUUCUAGAGCGGCACAAAGACACAAACGAAUUCUUUAGGACAGUAUACGACCCUGCUAAAGGUUACAAGAGGGCAAAUCUAACGCCAGAAGAAGAGGAGAUGAUCCGCAAUGUUAUGGUGUCCAGGCCUUACAACGACGCCCCUGGAUUAUCCCGGAUGAACAUCCAGUCUACUCUUGUCAAUAAAAACAUCAUGAGGACAGCUCUUACGUCGGACAUUGUGGGUCCUAAGGAAAAGUAUGCAUCGAAGGCCAUUGUGCGCAAGAUUGAAAAGCUUAGGGAGGGAAUUGAGCGUGGAGAAAUAGUCUAUGAUCCAAAUCGUUAUAAGGUAGAUGAGAACAGGGGACUGGUAGUGGGCAAUCGAGAUCUUUGGGCAGACGUGGACGAAACAGAAGACCCGUCCAUGCGCAUACCAAAGGGGCGCGGAGAGAUGUACAUGAACCCCACAAAGCCAAAGCUUCCUGGGCAUGCCCUGAGCUACAACCCGCCGCUGGAAUACCUUAACAUUGACGGCGAUGGAUCCCAACAAAAGCUCCAAAGCCUGCGACAGAUCAAGACAUACACUAACUUUGUUAAGGAUCAGUUCGAUCGCUGCGUUACUCUCUACUUGAAUCCGCGUCAACGGCUCCGGAAAGAGGAGGACAUGGACAGCAUGCUACCAACUCUACCGAACAGGUCGCUCCUGACACCGUACCCAACAUUCUGCGCCAUGACCAUCCGGACGGGAACAAGACGCAUAAACGGGCUCACGUUCUCCCCCAAGGGAAUGUUCUUUGCUGUGGGAGGGCGCGACUGCAUUUUGAGAGUUUUCGAAACCUACUCCGGACGCCAAGUCAGAGCCAUCCCUGUUCUAUCCACAAAGAAGCUGGAGAAGAAAAGCAUCAACUUUCUCAAUCUGGAAAUCAACUGCUGCAAAUGGUGUCCAAGGACUGAUGUGAGCAUCAUUGCUGUGUGUGCAGGGGACGAACUCAUUUUCGUUGACGCUGGGAUCUGCGAAAGUGGGAAUUACAACGAGGUCAGGGAGCGAACACGCUUUCUUCUGAAUGCUCGGCCCGAAACCACUCAGCCGUGCCCCCACAUGGCUUGGGAGAUGCAUGCAGGUGUGACUUCAGGCGGAAAAAGCUACGCCUCUGGGUUUGUCACGCAGGUGUCUAGCAAUGCGUACAACGAGGGCUCUGAGGACGACGACGCGGCCGAGUCGGCCCGCUUUAACGAGGAGCGCCACCAAAGGGGACACGAGGGCCAAAUCGAUGCAGACGUCUACACCGUGUAUACUCGUCUCAAUCAGUUUGUUUUACUGAGAAUCCACCACACACAUCUUGUCAGCUUCUGCAACUGGCACUUUCAGGGUGAUUACAUCGUCACAGUAUGCACCGAUGAUAAAAGUCGUGCAAAGGUGACCCUUCACCAACUCUCAAAAUGGCACAGCCUGUCUCCUUUUAAUAGACUCAAGUCAAAGAUUAUAGGAGCACACUUUCGAACAAAGAAAUCCGAGCUUAUCGUUGUGUCAGAGCGGUCGUCGCGCAUAUACAACCUGCUGACGGGUGACAAGUUGUCCACGCUCUACCCAGGAGUAAAGCAAGUGACAGCCAGUGGCAUGGGUUAUGGAGACAACUUCAUCACGGGGAGUGCCGACUCCCAGUGUGCCCUGUUUGCCAACGCUGCUGGGCCCGAGCCCACUGCAAAGCUCUGCUACCACACUUCAACAAUCCGGAACAUCGACGUCCACCCUUGCGGAGGCCUAGUAGCUACGUGCUCGGAUGACGGAAUUGUGCAGAUCAGCCGUAUCGUAGAUGCGUCUCUUGUGAAGAUGCAUCCGGGGCAAUUUGACGAAAAGCUGUACAAUAGGAUGAUUCCAUGCGUCGUCCUAAAUCGACGGCGACAGGCGGCAGACGGGUCUGUAGGUAUCAGUAGGGUCACGUGGCACCCAAGACAGCCCUGGCUCCUCUGCAGCGGGACAGACGGGGUCCUGCGCCUCUUCAAAUGA